Oppiella nova is the source of this 2454-nucleotide messenger RNA. The record is from the annotation of a GenBank genome assembly. NCBI's taxonomy places the organism in Eukaryota, Metazoa, Arthropoda, Arachnida, Sarcoptiformes, Oppiidae.
AGGACAGCAGUGGUGGCGCCGGUGCAGAGGCCCAGUGGACGUACAUCACGGGCGCCGACAAAGACUACCAGCGCGUGGAAGUGGAGGGACCGAUGAUUCCGCUGUGGAUACAGAUAAUGCUAAUCAUAUGCCUGUUGUGUAUGUCCGGCCUGUUCUCGGGCCUCAACUUAGGACUCAUGGCUCUCGACAAGAAUGAGCUGAAAGUCAUCGAACGGUGCGGAACGGAACAGGAGAAACAGUACGCCAAACAGAUAACGCCUGUCCGCAAGCGGGGUAACUAUCUGUUGUGUACCCUAUUGUUGGGUAAUGUGUUGGUCAACAACACCCUCACUAUACUUCUGGAUUCACUCACGUCGGGCUUCGUGGCGGUCGUCGCCUCCACCAUCGCUAUCGUCAUCUUCGGGGAGAUUAUACCGCAGGCCCUGUGCUCUCGACACGGGCUGGCAGUCGGCGCCCGUACGGUGUGGUUGACGUACGUGUUUAUGGUCAUCACAUUCCCCCUGUCGUUCCCCAUCUCCAAGAUCUUGGAUAAAGUUUUAGGUUUUUAUGCAUUCAUUAUAUUUGUUAUCGUUUGGUAUGUGUUGUGGUGUCUGUGCACAGGUGAAGAGAUCGGCAAUGUGUACGACAGGGAACGGCUGAUGGAGUUUAUACGGGUGACCAAAGACCACAACCGAUUAGAGGCCGAUGAGGUUAACAUCAUCUCCGGUGCCCUAAAACUCUCGAAAAUGAAAGUCUUGGAGAUUAUGACACAAAUACAAGACGUGUUUAUGUUGCCCUACAAUACAAUACUGAAUUUCGAGACCCUGACACAAAUCAAUAGCCAGGGCUACUCCCGAAUACCGGUGUUCGAAGGGGACAGGAAUAACGUGGUCGGCAUAUUGCACGCUAAGGACCUGGCGUUCACCGAUCCCGACAAUAAUAUGCCGAUUAAGGCGUUGAUUGAGUUCUAUAAACAUCCGCUAUAUUUCGUGUACGAAGACGUGACACUGGAUGUCAUGCUUAACGAGUUUAAACAGGGUAUGUGUGCCCCCAAACCCCCUCCCAUUCCCAUCAACACCUACGGUUACCCCUCUAACCGUAUAGCCAGUAAGUCGCACAUGGCUUUCGUGCGUAAGAUAGUGGACGACGGUGUGAACGAUCCGGUGUACGAGUUGGCCGGAGUGGUCACUCUGGAGGACGUGAUCGAAGAGCUCAUCCAAGCGGAGAUCAACGACGAGACGGACGUUAUCUCGGACAAUCGGCGCAAACAAAAGCGCAAAGAAGUGGUGAAUCGACCGAAUUAUUCGGAUUUCGUACGCCUGGGCGCCGCCGCCACUGCCGCCGGUGGACAGGCGGGUCAGGAGACCGUGAAGUUGUCCUCGCAGUUAGCACUGGCCGCCUACCGAUACCUGUCCACGUUUGUGGAGCCAUUCACCAGCGAAUACCUGUCCGAAAACGUACUCAAGAGGUUGAUGUCGCAGAAGAUCUACGUCGAGGUCCGCGUUGAUCCGAACGCCAAGUUUGAGUCGGAGGCCGGAGUGCCGAAGGAGAAGCGCCUCUACACUUAUGGACAGCCGUGCGAUCACUUCGUACUCAUUCUGGAGGGAAGGGUUCGCGUGAUUAUUGGCAAAGAGUCGCAUACCUACGAGUGCGGGGCCUUCCAGUGCUUCGGCGUAUCGGCCCUUAAGCUCACGGCUGGCGAUAACGAACGGGUGGCCAAAUCGGCCUCUUUGGGACGCCUGUCCAUCGCUGAUGUGCUAUCAUUAGCGCCACAACAACAGUCCACACCUCCCAACCCGCCAACAGAGGGCACAACACCUCCGCCGACUACCGGCCCCUUGAGAUCGUCGGCGUCCACAGCGUCUACGACGUCAGUGGCCUACAGGGGCUCCGUAGCGGACGCGCGCGAGUCCAUGGCCUUUGUGCCCGACUUCACGGUGUACUGCAUCGAACACACGACGUAUAUGCGAGUCGACAGAACCACAUACCUGUCCGCCGUGAGGGCCACUAUCAUAGAGCGUCAGCGACAAAAUGGUGGCUCCUUUAGCGCGGGAACGGGUGGUCAGAGGGAUGGCGGCGCUGAAGGAGGCGUAGAAGACGACGGAUUCAUACAGUUUGUCGGAUCCGAAUCGGGCGGACAAUCGCCGCGAGUGACCACCGCUAACAACACGAGACCUAAGCCCCCGGCCGGUAAGCGGUCGCCCACCGGGUCUACCGGUGCGGGCGUUAAGGAUGCCGACGGACUGCCCCCGAAAUACGAGGAAAGUGUCAAAACAAAUAGCGUUUCGAAGCAAAUGAGUGCUAAUAAUAAAGGCUUGAAUCCAUUGAAUGACAGUUUGAGCCAAAAUUCAACGGAAAGUAUCGAUAAAAAUAGUAUUAAUAGAAGUGAUAGUAAUUUAAAUGAUGAGAAAUCGCAUCUUAUUUGAUAUAUACCGGUCCCCACUUUCACACCUACUGAAACACACCCCUUUCCCC